This is a messenger RNA of Anopheles cruzii, 939 nucleotides long. It is a transcript of the gene CIAPIN1, whose product is annotated as anamorsin homolog. Gene Ontology annotation, molecular function: iron-sulfur cluster binding. The transcript is spliced from 5 exons. Gene Ontology annotation, cellular component: cytoplasm. The coding region runs from base 52 to 819 and encodes 255 amino acids. The record is from RefSeq and is a predicted model, not a curated record. NCBI's taxonomy places the organism in Eukaryota, Metazoa, Arthropoda, Insecta, Diptera, Culicidae. Gene Ontology annotation, biological process: iron-sulfur cluster assembly.
CGGAGCGAUUGGAUUGGGAUUUCGUGAGUCAACAGAAUUGUUGAAACAAAGAUGAAUUUCGUGCAAGAAAAGAAUCAUGUUCUGUACUUGUGGGGCGGUUCGGUAAGCUCCGAAAUUGAGAAGGAAGUGAACGAACUCAAAUCGAUCCCGAACGUGAAAGUCAAUGUGGAAAACGUGGAUCGAUUGCAUCUUGCCGAGUAUGGAAACUCACAGUUUGAUGUGGUCCUGGCAAACGUACCGACGGGAAAUGCAGCCAUUGUGACGCACCUGGUGAAGCUGCUAAAACCGAAGGGCAAAGCUGUAUUCAAAGACGACACGGUGACCAGUGCCGAAUCGGCACGUGCCAAUCUACUGCUCGCCGGGUUUAUCAAUGUUGUGGCAUCGGAGAAUAAUGUGUUUGUGGCCGAGAAACCUAGCUACGAAGUCGGAUCGGCAUCGAAACUUUCCUUCGCCAACAAGUCGAAAGUGGCGGCCGUCUGGAAGCUGGAUGCCGGUGAUGACGAGACUGAAGAGCGUAUCGAUGACGAAGAACUGCUGGACGAAGAAGACAAAACGAAACCUACGCCAGAAUCGUUGAGAGUUUGUGGGACAACGGGCAAAAGGAAGGCGUGCAAAGACUGUUCCUGCGGGUUGGCAGAAGAACUGGAUGCGGAAGCUCUAGGAAAGGCCAUCACCGAUCCGGCACCGAAAUCCUCCUGCGGUAGUUGCUACUUAGGCGAUGCGUUCCGGUGUGCGACCUGCCCGUACCUUGGUAUGCCCGCUUUUAAGCCGGGCGAGAAAAUUGUGCUCAGUGACAUGCAAAUGCAGGCGGACAUAUAAAACGGUUUCUUUAUGGUCGGAAUCAACGGCAGAUACAACAUUCGCAGAUGAUAAGAUUAAAACAGUUUAUAAAAGUAUGCAAAAAUGAAAUUUGGGGAACUUAUCGUACAUAAAACACAA